Bradysia coprophila is the source of this 3260-nucleotide messenger RNA. Its product is annotated as E3 ubiquitin-protein ligase MARCHF6. Gene Ontology annotation, biological process: ERAD pathway. The record is from RefSeq and is a predicted model, not a curated record. Gene Ontology annotation, cellular component: endoplasmic reticulum membrane. NCBI's taxonomy places the organism in Eukaryota, Metazoa, Arthropoda, Insecta, Diptera, Sciaridae. Gene Ontology annotation, molecular function: zinc ion binding.
UUCCAUUGCAGACAUUGCAGAGAAGUAAAUGAAACGUCAAAGAUACGUGCAAAAAAAAAUUUUAUCUCUGAAAAAGAAAAUUACGAAAAACUAUCAAAUUCGUUUUAAGAUCAUAAUUUCGAGUGUACAAACUGACGGACUCCACAGACACAAAGUAUUGCGAAUGUUUGCUCCGAAUAUUGAACUGAAAUAAGUAUUCGAAAGCCAGCACAAAAAGGAAAAUGUUCAACCACUAACAACAAAAUCCGAUCAGAAUGCUCCAAUGAAUCAGUAUUUAGAAGAAAAUAUUGCAAAUAAAAGGACUAAGCAGAAGGAAAGUUUAACGAAAUGGAUGAUUUAACUUCAGAAGACAUAUGCAGAGUAUGUCGCUGUAAGGGCGAAUCCGAUCUCUUCCACCCGUGUAUCUGCCAGGGAAGCAUAAAAUUCAUUCAUCAAGAAUGUCUGCUACAAUGGAUGAGAUAUUCACGAAAGGAAUAUUGCGAACUAUGCGGCCAUCGGUUUUCGUUUACUCCAAUUUAUUCCCCCGACAUGCCUAGAGUGUUGCCGUUGGCUGACGUUGCCGGUGGUCUGCUGAAUUCGGUGGGAACGGCUGUUAAAUAUUGGCUUCACUACACAUUGGUCGCAUUGGCAUGGCUGGGCAUUGUGCCACUCACAGCCUAUCGAACUUAUCGAUUUCUAUUCUCUGGAUCGCUAGAGUCACUAAUGUCGCUGCCGUUCGAAAUGUUUUCGAUGGACAAUAUUGCCGCUGAUGUUUUUCGGGGAUGUUUUGUGGUGACAUGCACGUUGUUCGGCUUUAUCGGCUUGGUUUGGCUGAGAGAACAGAUUGUGCAUGGUGGCGGUCCGGAUUGGCUCGACGAAGAAGAACCGGUCGUUGAAGCUGCUGAGGUACAUCCAGCACAUCCUGCUGAACCAGCUAACGUUGCUGAAGAUGACGAUGAGCUGGUUCAACUCGUUCAGCUGGAGAACAACAAUAACAUCAACAAUAACAAUAACAACAAUGAAGUAAAUGUUGCCAAUUGGAUCGGCGAUGGAGAGGCACCAGAUGAAGAACCGCCUAUUGAUCGACCAAUUGAUCCGGCUGAACCCCCUGCAGCAGACGCCAAUGAACAAGAAGGCGAGCCCGAACCACCGGGCGAAGAAGCUAAUUGGAAUCCAAUGGAAUGGGAUCGAGCAGCGGAAGAGUUGACAUGGGAACGAUUACUCGGUCUCGACGGUUCGAUGGUGUUUUUAGAACAUGUAUUUUGGGUUGUCAGUCUGAACACAAUUUGCAUUUUCAUUUUUGCAUUUUGUCCAUUUUCGAUUGGCAACUUUGUCAUUGCUUUUACCGGACUGAUUCGUCAAGGAAAACCAUUGAUGCAUUUUCAUGGUUUACUCACAACGCUCGUUGGAUAUUGCAUCAUCGGCAUCACUCUAUUACAGCUUCAUGCUAUUGCAAAAUUCUUCAAGCUGAGAAAGCCGCGACGAAUACUCGGAUUGUGUUACAUUGUGGUGAAAGUGUCGCUGCUUUCUGUUGUCGAAAUUGGCGUUUUACCGCUCGUGUGUGGGUGGUGGUUGGACAUAUGCUCGUUGCCCGUAUUCGAUGCAACAUUGAAAGAUCGAAAGAUGAGCUUUAAGGCCGCUCCUGGUACAUCACUGUUCAUUCAUUGGAUGUUCGGAAUGGUAUACGUUUACUAUUUUGCAUCGUUCAUCGUUCUACUCAGAGAAGUUCUGCGACCUGGAGUCUUAUGGUUUUUACGUAACUUAAACGACCCGGAUUUCAGUCCCAUUCAAGAAAUGAUUCACCUGUCCAUUUUGCGUCACACACGGCGACUGAUCGCAUCAGCGAUAAUUUUUGGAUCAGCCGUCAUGCUGAUGCUGUGGUUGCCAAUUCAAAUUCUAAAGACCCUGUGGCCAACUUUCUUGCCGUACACUUUAUCGGGUGAUUCAGAGGUCAAUGAACUCAGUCUACAGCUAUUGUUGUUGCAGAUAAUUCUACCCGGAUUCUUUGAACAAUCCCACACUCGUAUAUGGCUGAAAGGAUUAAUUCGCCUGUGGUGUACCGUCGUAUCUUGGUGCCUCGGUAUAAAAAGCUAUCUUUUGGGCACUGAAACCCGUCCAAACGAAGACGAAGUUCCGCCUCGUGCUCCAGAACAUGGACAAGGCCUAGGAGCCGCUCAUCAGGCGUUGCUUCAACGCGAUGUACCCGUUGGCUUUCAACCGUAUGAACGUCCGACAAUGUUCGUAUUUCGAUUGAUUGGUUUGAUCGUUUUGAUGUGCAUAAGUCUGGUCAUUGGCUCGUUGAUAACGUUAACCAUACCGGUGUGGAUUGGUAGACACGGCAUGUCAAUUUGGAGCAUAGGAAGUCACAUAAAUCACCAUAUCACACACACAACAGAGUCAACCUCACCGACCACAGAAGAGUCACAGUCGCCUACAAGACCGCACGAACUGUACACAGCCGCACUUGGUAUAUAUUUGUGUUGGGUAUUGUCCAGAGGCAUAUCGGUUGCCGUGAAUCUGUUUCCCCAAGGCAGAGCAGCCGUUGUCGAAAAACUGAAGCAUUGGAUCAAUAUUGGCGCAUCAUAUGCAAUGGCCACAAUUAUAUUUGUCCUGAUGCUGGGUGUCGUUCCUUUGUUAUUCGGAUUGUUAUUGGAAUUAGUUGUGAUCGUGCCGCUACGUGUGCCAUUGGAACAGACACCAAUACUAUUUCUAUGGCAAGACUGGGCACUGGGUGUUUUGUAUACGAAAAUUGCCUGUGCCGUUACACUCAUGGGACCUGAUUGGGCACUGAAGCGAGCAAUCGAUCGUGCAUACCGUGACGGCAUUCGUGAUAUCGAUCUGAGAUUCAUCAUCAUCUCGCUGGCUAUUCCAGUAAUAACAUGCUUCGGUCUAUCGUUAGCCGUUCCGUAUGUGAUAGCCCACUCAAUUAUGCCAAUUUUCUUCAAAAACAAAAUGACCAGAUUGCUGAUCGUGCGUCGCAUCUAUCCGUUCUUUUUAAUGAUUGCGGUGAUCAUUGCCAUCGUUAUCUUUCAAAUAAGACAAUUCAAGAAAUUGUAUGUGGCAAUCAAAAACGAUAAAUACUUGGUGGGUCAACGACUGGUGAAUUAUGAUCACAGAAAAAAGAAAUUGGAAGCUGCAGCAGCGGCCAAUGCAUUGAAUCGUUAGGAGUGUAGGGAAUGUUUUUUUUUUCAGUCGAUAAGUUUGGGAUGUUUUAAAUCAUUGGAUUGGCACUUGAAUUUAUUGUUAAUAAAACCAUCUUGUGAUGUAAAUUUAAACAAAAA